AUGUCUAGUUCACUUCAAGAUGCAAAUGAGAGAGUGGACAUUCUAGAGUCAUUUCCAUUUCAGGACGAUCAAUCGUUGAUCGAGGAGUUACCAUCGAGUGUUGGAUACUCUUCGUACAGUAGCAAUGCAUUCUUUGACCGUAAUGCUUACGAUACACAAUGGGCAGAGGAGAUGGCCGCAAUGGAGAAGAUGGAUGAACUACUCAAGGCAGGUGAACACUUUAUCAACAUGGUCUACACCUAUCGUUCGUGCUCCAAGGCGCUGCCACAGGUGAAGACCUCCGAGCAGGCCAACAAGCAGCAGAUCUACGAGGGCACAUUCGAAGUGCUCGAACCAGAGAUCAAGAAGCUCAAAGACUUUAUGUACUUCCAGCGUGAUACCAUCAAAGUGUUUUGCGAGUACAUCAAGAAACUCGCACAGACCUACGACAAGAAGAAAGAAACAAUCAUCGCCUCCGAAGCACUGAUAUCCUAUCUAAUCAAACUACUCGAUCUUUUCGCACUGCUAGAUGCACUUAAAAACAUGAAAGCAUGUUUGAACAACGAUUUCUCUUUCUUUAAAAGAGCAUCUGGAUUUUUGAGAAAACAAAUGUCGGGAGCUGAAGAUCAGACACAGGAGAAUCAUACUUUAUAUUUGUUUUUGGCACAUCAGAAUUCGAUCACUACAACGUUGAAGCAGGAUUUGCAUAAUAUCGAAAAGUUUGACGAUGUUCUCCCGAUCAUCGUCAAUCAGUGCGCAGACUAUUUGGAUAACGAUAAGUAUAUAUUGCCGUCGGAGAAGCAUUGUUUGUUGCGUGUGAUGCCAUAUGUUUUGUUCUUGAUCGACGAGAACGACUCGAAACACAACAUCUUUAAGAACAAGUCGUUGAAUUUGUCACGUUACGCCAAGAUCUUUAGAAAGAAUCCGGUCGUCCCACUGUACGGAGACAUGCAGAUCACCCUCGAAGCACUGGUUAAGCGUUCGCCACACUUUGACGAGAAGGCAUGGGGAACUUCCACCUUGGAAUCAAAGGUCGCUCUCGACUAUGAGAUCAUCCACUGUGUCGACCAGACCAAGCAGCUCUACAUCGACUACACUGCGCGUUUCGCCAAUAUGGUGAAUGAUAUCCGUGCGUCGCGAUCCCGCAAUCCAAAGGAUCCACUUCCUUUCCCAGAGACCGAUGUUCCCGAGGUGAUCUUGCUCGGUAUGCGUAUCCUCUCGGACUGGUCGUCGCGUGUCCUCCAGCAAUCCGCCUGGAAAUACUCAAAGCCAAACAACGACAACACCAUUCCCGCACAGUUUGACUAUGAGCGUGUCGUUAAGUUCAACUAUCGUCCUGAGGAGCGUGUCGCUCUCAUCCAGUUUAUCGCUAUGAUCAAGGGUCUUGGCUCGUUGAUGGCUCGCCACGAAUCCCUGCUGGAGCCACUCAUCAAGAAGAUCAUCCACAAUGAAAUUCAACAGUUUGUUCAGGUGCAGUUGCGUGAGACCAUCAAGUCGUUCGCCAAGAAGAAGGAGCACAUCAAGCUCGAGCUGACACAACUCAAGAAUCUCGCCGCCGAUUGGUUCAACGGUCAGGAGCCAGUCGAAGCCGCCAACGUCAAGAAGAAGUCGACCAGUGGCGAAGAGAAGCCACAGAUUCCCAUUCGUGCCGUUCCACCCUCGAGCACCCAACUCGACCUGAUCCUCACCAUCGUGUCGUCGUUGAUGGACAAGAAGAAGGAGUUUAGCAGCUCGCAAUUCCAAGAGUUGGAGACAUUCCACAAGUCUGCAUUCUACUACCGCUACCUGCUGAACAUCAGUAGCACCGUCAACCAGAUAACCGAUCUUGCCGAUCUCUGGUAUCGUGAGUUCUAUUUGGAGUUGAACAAUCGUGUACAAUUCCCAAUUGAGACAUCGUUGCCAUGGAUUCUGACCGAUCACAUCUUGGAGUCGGACGAUCCCUCGCUCAUCGAAUACAUCUUCUACCCACUGGGAUUGUACAACGACACUGCACACCGUGCUCUCCAGUCGUUGAACCAACGAUUCCUCUACGACGAAAUCGAGGCAGAGUUGAAUCUCUGUUUCGAUCAGCUGCUCUACAAGCUGUCCGGUAAGAUCUACACUCACUUCAAGACGACCGCAUCGAACAUCCUCCUCGACAAGAGCUACAAACAACAGCUGGAAACCUUCCACUUCCAGGGCAAGUUGAACAUUCCCAAGUCGAGAUUCGAUGUCUUGCUCCGUCAGAAACACAUCAUGUUGUUGGGACGUUCCGUCGAUCUCUCUGGCCUGUUGGCACAGCGUCAAAACACCUACCUGCGUCAGAAUAUCGAGUAUGCCAUCUCGCGUUACGAAGCAUCGGAUUUGACAUCGAUCGUCGAACUCGAAACUCAGUUGAUCAACAUCCGUUUGACCUACAGACUGCUCUCACAAUUCCUUCAGUUGGAUCCAUUGGAGUCGAUCUUGAAUGAAGUGAACGAGUCGACAUCGCUCGUCUCCUACCACGGACGUAUCGCUCUUCACACCAUCUUUGAGAUCAUGUCUGAUUUCGCACCAAACUACACAUUCAAUUCGAUCACCCAGCGUUUCAUCAAAGCACCGUAUCUCUUCACCGAGGAGGUUCAACGUGAAUCGAUGCCAAAGACCAACCCGCUAUUCCUCUUUGGAAACAAGCAGUUGAAUGCUGCCUAUGCCAACUCUGCCGAGUUGCACAAGAGCUUCCUUGGUAUGCCACACAUGCACGCUCUGAUCAACGUCGUCGGUCGCAAGAAUCUACCGUUGAUUAUCGGUGAGUGUCUCAGAAACAUUGAGAUCAAAAUCAACAAUGUUCUCACACCGUACUGUCGUGAGUUGAUCCAGAGUGGUAUGCCACCAAGUCAGAAACUACCGAUCUACGACUACGGAACUGAAGGAGGUUACGGUUACUUCCAGUUGAAGCUAAAGGAUAUCUACACCUAUCCCGAUUUGCGUCCAGAGGUAAUCCAGUGUUUCCGUGAGCUUGGAAACAGUAUCGUGUUUAUGAACCUUUUGGAUCAGGCACUCGUUCAAUCCGAUGCACUGAUCUUCACCAAGUCUGCACCGUUCCUUGGAUUCACACCGGAAUCGUGGUAUCAAGAUCCCACCGGUGAAGAUCCAACGCUUCAAUCGCCACUCUACUCACAACUCCAGAAAUUGGCACAGCUCAUCGAACAGAAACCCGAUGUCACCAAAGUACCAGAGUACUUCAACGAGAUCGUUGGAAACGCUUGGCGUGCCGAUAAAUUCUAUCGACCGGCCGACAACAACACCUCACUCUUCAAAUCAGUACUUCAACGUAUCUCACAGAUUCUCAACAACGUCCGUUCCGAAUGGUCCGGUACCGCACCAGACAACGGAGUGAUCAACGUCGACUCAUCCACCGAGUUCUAUCGUCUCUGGAGUGCACUCCAAUUCGUAACAUGCUGGCCACUCACCAACGAAAACGACAAAUCCUACCAAGAGUUGUUUGGAGACGGUUACAUGUGGGCCGGUUGUACUUUUAUUCAUUUCUUGGGUCAACAAUGUCGAUUUGAAUUGUUUGAUUUCUGUUAUCAUAUUUUGAAUGUUGAGGAAGCAGCAGCAGUUCGUAGCGAUAAGCCAGCUUUGAAAAACUUUUUCAAGACUGCGCAAUUCGUGAAGGAUAUGAACCAACAGAUCUUCUCGAUUCUCAAUACUUAUUGCCCACCACCAGCUCCCUCCAACAUGGUACUAUCUCCACCAGCCACCGAGCAAGCAGAGCAAUUCAUCAUCACCACCACCGUCGAAGAAGUAUCGAAUGCACCUCUCUCUCAUAGUAUAAGCAGUAACAAUUUGGCUGGAAGUAAUUCAUUCCCACCACCACCACCACCCGCCGCUGGAAUGACAAAUAGCUUUCCACCACCUCCACCAAUGAUUGAUGAUAUGCCACCACCUCCUCCACCAUUCGGUAUGCCACCACCUCCUCCUCCAAUCACCAACCCAACAUAA
Molecule: messenger RNA, 3942 nt
Organism: Heterostelium album PN500
Lineage: Eukaryota; Evosea; Eumycetozoa; Acytosteliales; Acytosteliaceae
Gene: pirA
Product: component of SCAR regulatory complex
Exons: 5
Coding region: 1-3942 (1313 amino acids)
Biological process (GO): regulation of translation; regulation of actin filament polymerization; cell morphogenesis
Cellular component (GO): SCAR complex
Molecular function (GO): RNA 7-methylguanosine cap binding; small GTPase binding
Source: RefSeq, a predicted model, not a curated record